Messenger RNA from Solea solea (common sole), 2374 nucleotides. It is a transcript of the gene cnot8, whose product is annotated as CCR4-NOT transcription complex, subunit 8. The transcript is spliced from 7 exons. The record is from RefSeq and is a predicted model, not a curated record. Gene Ontology annotation, molecular function: poly(A)-specific ribonuclease activity; nucleic acid binding. Gene Ontology annotation, cellular component: CCR4-NOT core complex; P-body; CCR4-NOT complex. NCBI's taxonomy places the organism in Eukaryota, Metazoa, Chordata, Actinopteri, Pleuronectiformes, Soleidae. Bases 639 to 1499 code for a protein of 286 amino acids.
UUUCUCGGUGAUGUUUUGAUGGUUGUAACUGCAGCGCCUCUGCUGUUUGUUAGCAUCCUCGUUAGCAUUCGCGAGGGUUAGCCCGUGUUAGCUCGUGCACACUAAGCUCGCUGCUUGUUGAUAACAAUCGAACUGCGAGUACAUAUAAAACGUGUUUUUUUAUCCCCGCUCAGGCAGUCUUUAUGAGGAGUUUAGUUCUUUCACCCUGACGUCACAGUCAGUUGCGUUAGCUCGAUGCUACAAACAAUCCUCAGGCUAACUCUUCCCUGAUGCCAUGGAAACUAAAGUACCUUAAAGUGAUCCUUACAGAGUAUGUGACCAGAAAAGGUCACUUUUUAUAAUAUUACUUCAGGACAUUUACUCUUCUUAAGUAUCAAAAGUCAUUUCCUGAUGUGAUAGCAGCUCGUGUGUGCGUGUCCUCGAGCAAAGACACUCAAUGUAGCAGCGUGUGAAUGGGUGCAAGCUCGCGUCAAGACUAGAAAAGCUCUAUAUAAAUACAGACCAUAAUAUCAACUCUUCUUCUGAUUGUAUUUGGAAGUCAUGUCAUAAUAAAGUAACACCAUAGAAGCUGAGUUUUGGCUCCUCCUCCUCUCAGGGAGUUGUUUCUUCACCCCGCUCCCUCCUGCAGCGCCGCCGUCAUGCCGGCCGCACUGACCGACUCGAGUCAGAUCAUCUGCGAGGUGUGGGCGAGUAACGUGGAAGACGAGAUGAGGAAAAUCCGCCAGAUCAUCCAGAGCUACAACUUCAUCGCCAUGGACACAGAGUUCCCCGGCGUGGUGGUCCGGCCCAUCGGCGAGUUCCGCAGCACUGUGGAUUAUCAGUACCAGCUGCUGCGAUGUAACGUGGACCUGCUGAAGAUAAUCCAGCUCGGACUGACCUUCAUGAACGAGGACGGAGAUUAUCCACCCACCGGGACCACGACCUGGCAGUUCAACUUCAAGUUCAACCUCACUGAGGACAUGUACUCGCAGGAUUCCAUAGACCUGCUGCAGAACUCAGGACUGCAGUUUAAGAAACAUGAAGAAGAAGGAAUCGACACGCUUUACUUCGCUGAGCUGCUCAUGACGUCGGGUCUGGUUCUGUGUGAGAACGUCAAGUGGCUCUCCUUCCACAGCGGCUACGACUUUGGUUACCUGGUGAAGCUGCUGACGGACGCGCGGCUGCCGGAGGAGGAACACGACUUCUUCCAGAUCCUCAACCUCUUCUUUCCGGCCAUCUACGACGUCAAGUACCUGAUGAAGAGCUGCAAGAACCUGAAGGGCGGGCUACAGGAAGUGGCCGAUCAGCUGGAGCUGAAAAGGAUCGGACGACAGCAUCAGGCCGGCUCUGACUCUCUGCUCACUGGGAUGGCGUUCUUCAGGAUGAAGGAGCUUUUUUUUGAAGACAACAUCGACGACGCUAAGUAUUGUGGGAGAUUGUACGGCCUCGGCUCGGGCUCCACGCAACCGCAGAACGGCGUCUCCGGCUCCAGUCAAGAGGAAACAAACAACAAGCACUGACGGUCGCCAUGACGACGACAUUUUAAACCCCCAUGGACCAGCAGACGCCACAACGUCACUUCCUGUCAGACUGAAACGUAAACAUUGGGAACAUUCAGUUUUUUUAAACCCGUUUGAUUUCCGGCAGUGUGGGACUGCCUCCUGCAGUGAUGUCACAGCGUGACUCUGCCCCCUCCUCAUGUGUAAAUGAAAGUGUGAACUUUGAUGAAUAAAAAAGAAAAAGUUUUAGCUUUUUUCAGAAACUUUUAACAGUGAAAAAAAAACCCUGUUUUAUUUUGUUUUAAACUGUUUAUUAAAUGUUUUCUAUUUUCAAUGGAACAAAAAACACUUCACUUUGUGUUUUUUCAUCGUAAACAAACUAAUGUGUGUCACAGCUGUGACGACAGGAAGUCGUCACUUCUUCUCCUCCUCCUCCUUCUCUUCCUCUUGACAGGACAGUGGAUCCAGACCCUGGACUAGAGUUCUCAACGGCCCGUGGGUCUUUAAACCCCCCCCCCCCACACACACAUUUUCCCAUUGAUGGGAGCGCAGUGUUUUGUGUUCUCGGUACCAGCUGCUGCAUCCACAGCUCUGUGCAGUACCACUGAUGUGUGAGUGGUUCUGACCACAGCAGCACGAGAUGCUCCAGCUCACACUGAGCAUCCUAGAAGGCUCCGCCCCUCUGCAGAUUCACUCUUCACAUGUGAACAGCGAAGAUUCACAACAAACAUUUACAACCUGCAACAGAUGAAAAAAGGAAGCCCGACCCGGUCGGGUUUGUCGGCGGAACCGUUGAGAACUCUUCCUUGGACUGAGACACAGUCUGUUCCUGUCAUCUGUGGCUUUUGUCGCCACCUAGUGUUUACUCUGCGUCAAAUAAAACAUGAAAAACAAUA